GAAAUGCCACAAAUGUCCUUUAGCUCAUACAUCGAAAAUGGCGACGAGCCUUUCACACGCUACGCACACUGAGCGUGAAUACAGAAAAACAAAUGUUGAGUACGCUCAAGUUGCAGCUACCGUCGCCGGUGCUUAACACAAAUUCCGACCAAGGAGUCGCCGGGAACUUGGAUUCCGGACGGCGGUUUAGUAUCCGAUUGCCGCAACGACAAUUGGCGUCUCUCUCCGUCCAAUCGGAAAAUGCUUCGUCAUCUGAGCCGUUAGUUACCUCUCAUCUGAAUUCCACCUUUGGAUAUUCUUCUUCCUCGGCGGUUCAAUGGACUCUAACUCAUCGCCAUAUUCAUAUCCUCAAUUUCAUUGCCUGCGCUGCAGCAAUAUCUGCAACCUGGCUGUUUUUUUCUGCAAUUCCAACCCUUCUGGCUUUUAGACGAGCUGCAGAGUCACUAGAGAAGCUAAUGGAUGUUACUAGAGAGGAGCUUCCUGACACUAUGGCUGCAGUUCGACUCUCUGGUAUGGAGAUCAGUGACCUAACUAUGGAGCUCAGUGACCUCGGCCAAGGAUUAACACAAGGCGUUAGAAGCUCAACUCGAGCUGUCCGCUUGGCAGAGGAAAGAUUGCGACAGUUUUCAAGCAUGGCUCAAUCAGCAAACAUGCAGGGUCUACUAGUCCCAACGGAGACCAGGACAACAGGACCAGCUUUAGCUAAAAAGGCGAGGGACCUAAGGGAGGGAAUCGCUAAAGGUCGUGCUGCUCUACAAAUGCUUUUCACCCUCACCCGGUAUUCCAGGAUGAUUGUCAACUUCUUCGCGUCCAGGGCAAAGGCAUAGAGUCAAACUCAUUAGGUCCAAGGAAAUCAAAUCUGCCUUAUACAUAUUUCUUGUAAAAUGUCUGUUGUCGUUCAAUGGGUUGUAAUUGAAUGUUAUUUCCUUCUUGCUACGUUCAUAUACUUCAGACUUUUGUCUAUGUAUACUUCAGACUUUUGUCUAUGUUAACUUCCCCUAGUUCAUGGAUUUGGUAGCUGAUCCAUGAUUUCGUAGUUAAGUCGGA
Messenger RNA from Nicotiana tabacum (common tobacco), 1047 nucleotides. RefSeq lists its product as uncharacterized. NCBI's taxonomy places the organism in Eukaryota, Viridiplantae, Streptophyta, Magnoliopsida, Solanales, Solanaceae. The record is from RefSeq and is a predicted model, not a curated record.